UUCAUUUUCCCGCGUUUUCUCAACUCUUCCGGCGUCGCUUUCUUGCCGGGCAUCUUGCGCUCGUGUGAAAGCGUAGAACAUUUUCGCAACUUUAGAAAUUUCUUGUCCAAGAUCAUGUCCGGAAAAGAUUACGUCGCUGAUAAAGAAAAGAUCAAGUCGUUUCUCACCGACUUCUACGCAACUGGUGACCGGGGAAAAAAGGAAUUCGUUUAUGCGAAGCAACUGGUGAACUUGGCGCACCGAGAGCAGGUAGCGCUCACCAUCGACUUGGAUGAUAUCGAGGACUACGACAGCGGCCUCGCGGAAGCCAUCACGCAAAAUGCACGUCGGUACAGCAACCUGUUUGCGGAUGUCGUGUAUGAGAUGCUGCCGGACUACAAGCAGAGAGAGAUUCUUGCAAAGGAUGCCUUAGAUGUGUACAUUGAGCACCGUAUACUUAUGGAAAACAAGAACCGACAACCCGGAGAUGUCCGAGAUCCACGCAACAAGUAUCCACCAGAGCUGAUGAGGCGAUAUGAAAUCUACUUCAAGAUGCCGUCUGCUACGAAGCCUUUGUCUGUACGGGACGUUAAGGCAGGCUGCAUUGGGAAGCUCGUUACUGUGAAAGGCAUUGUCACACGGUGUACCGAAGUGAAACCCAUUAUGUGUGUUGCGACGUACACUUGUGACCAGUGUGGUGCUGAAACCUAUCAGCCUAUCAACAGCCCCAGUUUUAUGCCUCUGGUGACUUGCCCAAGUGAUGACUGCCGUGUCAACCGAGCAGGAGGUCGGCUCUACCUUCAAACGAGAGGUUCCAAAUUUAUCAAGUUUCAAGAGCUCAAGAUACAAGAACACAGUGACCAAGUGCCCGUGGGGAACAUCCCACGAAGCAUGACUGUGUACGUGCGUGGAGAGUUAACUCGUUCUGCUUUGCCAGGCGACCACGUCUCAGUGACAGGAAUUUUCUUACCGCUGUUGCGCACAGGAUUCCGUCAAAUGCAGGGAGGACUCCUCUCGGACACUUAUCUGGAGGCCCAUAGAAUUAUCAAGAUGAAUAAGAUGGAGGAUGAUGAGCUGGAUGACAGUAUGAUGACACCUGAGGAGCUGGAGGCACUCUCGGAGCCGGACUUCUAUGCCAAGCUUGCUGGCAGCAUAGCACCUGAGAUAUAUGGGCAUGAAGAUGUCAAAAAAGCACUCCUCCUUCUGCUUGUGGGAGGCAUUGAUCGCCACCCAAAUGGCAUGAAAAUUCGAGGCAACAUCAACAUUUGUCUAAUGGGGGACCCUGGAGUGGCCAAAUCACAGUUGCUGUCUUACAUUGAUCGACUGGCUCCAAGAAGCCAGUAUACAACAGGUCGUGGCUCAUCUGGUGUUGGUCUCACAGCAUCAGUGAUGAAGGACCCCCUCACUGGUGAAAUGACACUUGAAGGAGGUGCACUUGUGCUAGCAGAUCGUGGCGUCUGUUGUAUUGAUGAGUUUGACAAAAUGAUGGACAGUGAUCGAACUGCAAUACAUGAGGUCAUGGAGCAACAGACCAUCUCCAUUGCAAAGGCUGGCAUUAUGACUACUCUGAAUGCGCGCACAUCUAUUUUGGCUGCAGCCAAUCCUGCAUACGGUCGCUACAACCCAAAACGCUCCAUUGAGCAGAAUGUCCAACUGCCUGCUGCACUUCUGUCACGUUUUGACCUGUUGUGGCUCAUACAAGACAAACCUGACCGAGAUAAUGACCUGAGGCUAGCCAACCACAUCACCUUUGUGCACAAGAACUGCUCGGAGCCACCUCAGGGCACGCAUAAGCCACUGGACAUGCGUCUCAUGCGGCGUUACAUUGCACUGUGUAAGAGUAAACAACCUGUGGUUCCUGAGGAACUGACCGAUUACAUUGUGAGCGCAUACGUUGAAAUGCGCAAAGAAGCACGUAACAGCAAAGAUGCCACCUUUAUGUCACCCAGGACACUGCUGGCGAUUUUGCGCCUUUCCACAGCUCUGGCUAGGCUUCGACUGGUUGAAGUUGUCGAAAAAGAUGAUGUUAAUGAGGCCAUGCGUCUCAUGGAAAUGUCAAGAGAUUCUCUCGCGCAGCACACCGAGUCUGGCGGCAGGGUCCAGACAGUAACUGACAAGAUCUUCGCGCUCAUCCGAGACAUGGUCACAGAAUCUGGAGGCAAGACUGUGAAGAUGACUGAUGCCGUUGAGCGCUGUGCUUCACGUGGAUUCCGUCCCAACCAGAUUGAGGAAGCCAUCGAAGAAUAUGAGGAACUCAAUGUCUGGCAGGUCAACCAGGCUAGAACCAAGAUCACCUUUGUCUGAGGCACAAGUCUUUCGUUGGCUACUUUUGUCUUGGCAAAGUUCGCUACUAAUUUGUGGUGCAGUUUAAGUAAGUGCUCAAGGACUGUAAAUAAUGUAUGAAACUGAUCUUGUUCCUCAGUUCAACUUUUCUAUUCACAACCAACUAGUAACCUUAGUGUGUUGUGGGGCAACAUUUAUCAUAGUGCAUCAUGUAUUUCAAAGGAUUCUGUUUGCAAUCUACUAAAUAUCAAGUCACUUGUCUGCUUAAAGCCUUUUUACAAGCCCGCAAGAAAUACCUUGUAUGUUCCCAUUUUUCAAUUUUAUGUGUGCACCGACGCAUUCUUCAUACAGCAAUGAUUGAAUGCAUUUUUUGGAAUGGUAAGGGCUAAGCCUCCCAUUCCUUUUGUUUUCGUGCCUGUGGCAAUGCACUGCACAACCAGCACACUCCACUGCCACUUUUACGAGAUGUAUUUUUUUAUCUAAACCUAAUGUUUUAUGUUUUCUUUCAUGUAAAUAAAAUUUGAAUCUUUGGUGUACUUCAA
This is a messenger RNA of Rhipicephalus microplus (southern cattle tick), 2804 nucleotides long. It is a transcript of the gene Mcm7, whose product is annotated as minichromosome maintenance 7. Lineage: Eukaryota; Metazoa; Arthropoda; Arachnida; Ixodida; Ixodidae. Gene Ontology annotation, biological process: DNA replication; DNA replication initiation; double-strand break repair via break-induced replication. Gene Ontology annotation, molecular function: single-stranded DNA binding; ATP binding; single-stranded DNA helicase activity. The record is from RefSeq and is a predicted model, not a curated record. Gene Ontology annotation, cellular component: nucleus; MCM complex.